AUGCCAGUAGAGACGAGUAAGAAAAAAUUUGCCAUAUAUAAUCAUUUAGAUGUUGGACCAGCAUUUGGUGAAGGAUGGAAUUUAGGUAUUCAAAGUAAUAACAUGACAGCAAGACAAAUGGUAUUAAGAUUUCUAGAAUUGUCAAUUUGGGAAUUAAAUCUAUCUAAAUAUAUCAGAUAUGGUAGCAUUGAUGGCAAGUCAAACUUGAUUGCUUAUUCAGAAGGCUGGCUUCAUCAGCUACAUAAUACUCCAUCUCUUUAA
Messenger RNA from Funneliformis caledonium, 261 nucleotides. Lineage: Eukaryota; Fungi; Glomeromycota; Glomeromycetes; Glomerales; Glomeraceae. The record is from the annotation of a GenBank genome assembly.